AUCCGUCCUUCCACGCCUUACCAUAUCUGCAAGCUUAUAAAUGUUGGGAUACGUUCUAUCGCCUACUAUCUGCCGGACCACAUCGUAUCCCACAAGUUGAUUUUGCAGGUGUUAAUUGAGACGGUUUGGGAGAAUACAAGCGUAGGUUGUGCCGACGAUGUUGAGCAGCGAGAUUGCGCGAUAAUUUUCACAGAGCUGGCUGUUCCCCUUUCGCUUGUAGAAGUGAACAAUUGUGACGUCUAUGAAGUCCUGGAGGACUUGACCUGGUCGCCACAUCUCUAG
Molecule: messenger RNA, 282 nt
Organism: Dibothriocephalus latus
Lineage: Eukaryota; Metazoa; Platyhelminthes; Cestoda; Diphyllobothriidea; Diphyllobothriidae
Source: the annotation of a GenBank genome assembly